Molecule: messenger RNA, 9569 nt
Organism: Gadus macrocephalus (Pacific cod)
Lineage: Eukaryota; Metazoa; Chordata; Actinopteri; Gadiformes; Gadidae
Product: latent-transforming growth factor beta-binding protein 2-like
Molecular function (GO): calcium ion binding
Source: RefSeq, a predicted model, not a curated record
CACUUGUCGGUAGUGUGGAGCGAGCGCAACCCUUAACAGCGAUUCCCGGUAACUUCGCAUCCAAGGAGGUGGCGGUCACAUCCAUGGCAUCGAGAUUCAAAGCCUGCAUCUCAAACCCUGCCUCUGAUCCCAUCGGGUGGUUAGCCUAGUCGUCUUGCCUCACGAGCCUCUACAGAGUUGUGUUUCUCUCUCUCUCUGCUGACCGUUUUCCCGGUUAAACCAAAAACAAUACUGUGUAUUUGGAUUAAGUAGAAUACCGGUGACCUUUAUUGGUUUUAUUUUUAUUUUGUCCAGAGCGGGAAAAGGCUUUCUUAACUUGGCGCGCGUGCUGUCCCCUUUAUGAGACGCAUGCUAAUCAAGUCAUCCCGCGCGAGCCUCACCUGACGUGAUGAUGAUGAAGAGCGGUCCAGACGUCGUGCGGUCUCGCGAGGGGAUGCCUGCUUGCUGAAGUUUUGGAACAGUUGGGAAAGGGUUGGAACAGUUGGGAACAGUUCUUCUCACAUUUUUUUGUGGAGGGGGUUGUAAACAAUUCAGCGCCUUUCUUUUCUUUUGAACUCGCCAUCUUCCCAUUUUCGAGCGGUGGUUUCCAUAACAUUUCGCAGUCCAAGAUGGACCGCGUUGGCGUCACGUUGUUGAUGCUUCUGUCACUGGCGCUGAUGCGACUGAGUGACAGCGAGAGACAAGAAUCGACGGGAGGUACGAACGAUGGUGCGAGCGCCGGGGCGCUCGUUCGGGACCCGCAGUCAAGAGUGAGAAGUCAAGGCCAUUUAGCAAAGCGAAACGAAGACAGCAUGUCCUCCACUAGUAGUAACCUUAACGUUUACGUUAGCGAAACUUCAUCCGAAUCGCUCCCAAGGCACCCUGCGCGCAGGACUCCGGAGAACGAGCACGAGCCCGAGCGCGCAUCGCUUCUUCCACGAGGUAGUAGUAGAAGCAGCAGACACGCGCCCAUGAUCAAACCGCUUUCCCCUCACGGGAAGGACCAUUCCUCCCGGGACGGCUCGGCUCCUGCUCCGCGAGACAGCGCGCCCCGCGCCGCGAGACAGGUCGCCCCCCAUUCAUCCCAGUACAGGUCCCGCGUCAACCACAGGCAGGCCAGCAGGCACACAAGACGGCUUGCUGGGCCUAAUGUGUGUGGAGGUCAGCAGUGUUGCUCUGGAUGGGCCCUCGCCCCAGGAACCAACCGCUGUAUAAAACCUGACUGCCAGCCGGCCUGCCAGAACCGAGGCUCCUGCAGCCGCCCCCACACCUGUGUGUGUCGCUCGGGCUUCCAGGGGGCUCGCUGCGAGGAGGUGACCCCGGAGCAGGUGUACAUCCGCGACGGCGGGGCCCUGCGGCGCGUCAAGCCCGGCACCAACCCCUUCCAGAAGGACCAGGCGCGGAGGAGGCCCACCGAGAGGCAGGCCCCGGAUUCGGCUCGAGCCCGGACCCCGCUGACCGCGUCCACAAAGGCCCCCCUCCACGCUGCCUCCCAAGUGAGGCGGGGACCUCCUGACCUCACCCCUCAGCAGACCGGCUCGUCCCGCACGGUGAAGCGGUACCCGUCCUCCGCCGGGCCCAUCACCUCCAACGCGCUGCCCAACGGGAACGGCUACAGCACCGGACACGGCGCCGCCAACUGGCCCGGGACGGGCAGGACUGGGAACCCCGACGGGCAUUCUCCCAGCGUUCCCAGGACCGGGGCCGCCGCCGCUGCUGCUGCAGCCAACGGCCAGCCACAGACACCACAGCUCAGCAACGCGUUAUCGCACGCAGGGGCCAACCUGACGUCCAGCCUGGACCGCAUCAAGAUCGUCUUCACGCCCAUGCUGUGCCGCCGGGUGUGCAGCGGCGGCCGCUGCCACAACAGCUGCGAGAAGGGCGACACCACCACGGUGUACAGCGAGAACCACCAGCGACAGCAGCAGCAGAGGCAGCAGCAGUCCGAGAAGCAGGGAUUCAGACUCUUCUUCUGUCAGAUCUCGUGUCUGAACGGGGGCCGCUGCAUCGGCAGGGACCAUUGUUGGUGUCCGUCCAACUCCACAGGGAAGUUCUGCCACCUGCCGGCCCCGCCCCCCACCAGGCACCAGGGAGGCCGCAAGGACGUCAACCAACCGGGGGCCAACUCCCACUCCAUGUACACGCUGCCCCUGUCCAAUCAGCAAGUUUCCAUGCAUCCAUCCCUGGUGAACGUCCAUAUCCAGCACCCCCCGGAGGCGGAGGUGCAGGUCCACCAGGUGGCGAGGGUCAAGCCGGGCCAGAGGGCCACCGCCCCUGAGGGGGCACACUCGGUCCAGCAGCGGUCCCAGCCCGGGAACGGGAACGGGGAUGGCAAGGGCCACGGAAACGGCAACGGGCAUCAUCAUAAACCCACCAGUGAGAACGCCAAUGGAAACCUACCAACCGACGGGAACAGCGAAAGAACACUAACAACCAAUGGGAACGCCUAUAGACCACCAGACCGACAGAAUGGAUACGUGGGAAGGUGCUUCCAGGAGACUGUUGAUGGACAGUGUGGGAAGCCAUUGCCAGGCCUAACCAAACAGGACGAUUGCUGUGGAAGUGUUGGAGCCUCCUGGGGUCUUAACAAGUGCCAGAAGUGCCCAAAAACACCAGCAUACGCGGUGAUCGCAAACGGACAGGUGGAAUGUCCGAAAGGUUACAAACGGAUGAACGCAACCCAUUGUCAAGACAUCAACGAGUGCGCGAUGACAGGACUCUGCAAGAACGCCGAAUGCCUCAACACCAAAGGCAGCUACAGGUGCACCUGCAAGCAUGGCUUCAUGCUGGACCCGGCCCGGAGCCACUGCGUCUCGGACAAGGCCGUGUCCGAGAAUAAGGGGCUGUGCUACCGGUUCUCCUCAGCAGGCGGCUGCACCCUCCCGCUGCCCGCUUCCAUCACCAAGCAGAUCUGCUGCUGUAGUCGUGUGGGCAAGGCCUGGGGGCCCGGCUGUGAACGCUGCCCUGUGCCCGACUCAGACGACUUCAAGGAGAUCUGCCCCGCGGGCCACGGCUACACCUACUCCCGCUCCGACGUGCAGAUCUCCCUGAGGCAGCUUGAGGAGGCCGACCUGAGGAACACCGGCAUCACCUGGCUGGACCCCAGCCCCCUGGAACCCGUGUGGCCCCCCUACCUGCCAGAGCAGCCGAACCCCGACCCCCACCAACACCACAACCACCACCAGCACCACGUGCCCCAGGUUCCAGUGUACCCAGAGCCACCGCAGGUAACCCAGCACCACCCCCACCCCCAGACGCCCCACCAGCCGAGACAACCACCACCCACACCUGCGGAGCAGCCCGUGGACCCCCGUGAAGACACGCGCCAGCCGGCCAGCGAGUGGCCCGGUCAGCCCGAGGAUGUGGAAACACUGAGCCUGCCAACGGUUGUGACAGCCUCCCCUGAGCCACAUCCAGAGAGGACCCCAGAACCUGGGCCAUACGUUGAGGAAACCUUCCUGGUGGACCCACCCACCGAGCCCCAGCCAGCUAUAGACAAGUGCGCCCUGGCCCCCAACAUAUGCGGCCAUGGGACGUGUGUGUCGGUGCAAACGGGCUACACCUGCUCCUGUGACCCCGGCUACAAGCUCAGCGCCCUGCAGACCAACUGCAUCGGUGAGCCAGGGAGAGGGAUGUGCUGUUGCAAAGUAGACCGGGCUGGCAGUCACACACACAGACAAACUCUCAUUCUCUCUCCCCUUCUAUCUAUCUCACUCACACUCACACACCUAGACUCACAAACUCCCACUCCCACGUACACAGACACACAUACGCACAGACACACAUACACACAUACUCUCACUCUCUCUCUCUCCUCUCUUUCUCCAUCUCCCUCUAUCUAUCUCUCGCACACGCACGCACGCACGCACAUGCACGCACGCACGCACGCACGCACGCACGCACGCACGCACACACACACACACACACACACACACACACACACCACCGCUCACCCAAACAGACACACACAGGCCUCGGGGGAGCCCUCUCAGCACAUCAUCCCAACACGAGCGUCUUUCACGCUGCAGCAGCAGCAGCCUUUAACUGCGCUCGCGUGCAUCAGCUCAAGCGUGUCCCCUGGCCGUGCCCAACUGUCCAUAAAACACAAACCCCUCACAGAUGACUCCAUGUUCCUAACAAUUACAACAUUAACCUUGUUUUCCUCCCCCUGCCGAGCAGACAUCGACGAGUGCCGGGAGGCCGAGUCCUGCCCCGACGGCGUCUGCACCAACACCGGGUCCUUCCACUGCCGGCUCUGCGGCCCCGGGACGCGGCCCUCCAACGGGCACUGCGUUGACAUUAACGAAUGUCUGGACCAAUCGAUGUGCGGCAAUGGUAGAUGUGUCAACAUGGAGGGCUCCUAUAGGUGCAACUGUUUCCAUGGAUACAAACUCUCAGUGCAAAACCUGUGCCAAGAUGUGGACGAGUGUGUUCUCCCCGGGGUCUGCACCGGCGGCCGCUGCGUCAAUCUGGAGGGGACGCACGAGUGUGUCUGUGGCCCCGGCUACCAGGCCACCCCCGACAGCAAGGCCUGCGAAGAUGUCAACGAGUGCGCCGCUCCCAACGUGUGCCCGGUUGGAAUCUGCGUCAACGGCGAGGGCUCCUUCUCCUGCCAGGAGUGCAGGCCCGGGUUCAGACCCUCUGCAGAUGGGCUGAGUUGCGAGGAUUUGAAUGAGUGUGCACAGGGGGACUUGUGUCUGGGAGGGGUGUGUCGCAACAGAGAGGGGUCCUACAUUUGUACCGACUGCAGGACCGGCUAUCAGGUGUCCCACGACCAGCAGAGGUGUGAAGACGUCGACGAGUGCCGGUCCCUGUCGGCCUGCGCCAACGGCAUCUGUCUGAACUCGGAGGGCUCGUACACCUGCAGGACCUGUCCCCAGGGCUACGUGGUGUCCCGCGACGGGGAGCUCUGUGAAGACAUUGAUGAGUGUGCGCUUCCCAACGUGUGCCCCGGAGGAACGUGUGCAAACACAGACGGUUCCUUCACAUGCCUCACCUGUCGGCCAGGAUUUAGAGUCCCCGAGGAUGGACAUCAGUGUGAAGAUGUGGACGAGUGCUUGGUGGCUAAUGAGUGCCCCGGCCAGCUGUGCGUGAACGUGCCGGGCUCCUUCGUCUGCAGUGACUGCGGCGAGGGACUGCAGCUGUCCCAGGACGGGGUCACCUGCGAGGACGUGGACGAGUGCCACUCACAGGGGGCGUGUCCCGGAGGGGUGUGCGCCAACACGCACGGCUCCUUCUCCUGCGCGACCUGUGACCCCGGCUUCACACCCAACGGCGGAUCCUGCGAAGAUGUGAACGAGUGUCUGACCGUCGCUGGGAUCUGUGGAGAAGGAGAGUGUCUGAACACGGAGGGAUCCUACGUAUGCAUCUGUUCCGACGGAUACACCACUGGCACCGGGGCGACCGGCUGCCAAGACGUGGACGAGUGCAGCCCGGAGGUGGACAUCUGUGCCAGAGGCCAGUGCAUCAACACAGACGGGUCCUACCUCUGCCUCUGUGAGGCCGGCUUCAAGUUCAACCCCGCCAUCUCCGACUGCGAGGACCAGGACGAGUGUGUGGAGUUUGGGAGCUCGGCGUGUGGAGUGUGGCGCUGUGAGAACCUGGUGGGCUCGUACCGCUGCUACAUGGGCUGUGAGCCGGGCGUGGACGGGGAGGACUGUGAUGCCGACGAAUGUGUGAACGAGACCAUCUGUGGAAACCACGGCUUCUGUGAGAACACGGACAACUCCUACCUCUGCCAGUGUCACCAGGGCUACACCAACCCCCCCGGGGAGACCACCCGCUGCGUUGACGUGAACGAGUGCGAGAUGAGCAUGGCUGUGUGCGGGGAGGCCCUGUGUGAGAACUACGACGGCAGCUUCCUGUGCAUCUGCUCCAGCGACAAUGAGGAAUUUGAUCCCGUUACCAGUCAAUGCCGAACCACGGCCCACGGUCAUCCCCCCGCCCUCACCCCGCUCUCCCCCUUCUCCCCCCUCUCCCCCUCCUCCCCCGCCUCCCCCGCCUCCCCGCCCCGGGCGGAGGAGAGGAAGGAGUGUUACUACGACCUGGACAGCGCCGACAUGUGCAACAACGUCCUGUCCCGCAACACCACCAAGCAGGAGUGCUGCUGCACCAUCGGAGCCGGCUGGGGCGACAACUGUGAGGUCCACCCGUGCCCCCUUCCUGAGAGAGCCGAUUUUAACGAGCUGUGCCCGCAUGGCAUUGGGCUGCUGCCCCGGACUCGGCCCGCGGGCUCGCAGAGCCUGGAGGAACGACAUCAUUCCAGAGACGUGAACGAGUGCGAGAUGUUCGGCUCGGAGAUCUGCAAGAACGGCCACUGCACCAACGUCUACUCCACCUACACCUGCCUCUGCCGCUCGGGCUUCUACUACAACCACCUCCGCCAUGAGUGUGUGGAUUACGACGAGUGUGAGAUGGGGGACACGUGUGUGCACGGCGUGUGCGUGAACACGGCCGGCUCCUUCAACUGCUUCUGCAGCCCCCCACUAGUGCUGGACGGGAGCGGGAGACGCUGCAUCGGCCUCAACGCCACUGAAGGGGAGUCCCUGGAGCCCGAGCAGGACGUCCACAUGGACAUCUGCUGGCAGGUCCUGGUGGAGGACAACAUGUGUGCCAACCCCCUGGCCGGCCACCGCACCACCUACACAGAGUGCUGCUGCCUCUACGGCGUGGCCUGGAGCGAGCAGUGUGCCUUCUGCCCGCGCAAGGACUCAGAGGACUACGCGGUGAUGUGCAACCUGCGCCGGCCCGGCAGCACCGACAGCCUGAGGGAGCGGCCCCCGGCGCAGUACGAGUACAGCCCGGAGGGCUCCGAGGCCCCCCUGGAGCCCUUCGUGUCCCCCUACUGGGACAACUACGGCGGGGGGCCGCUGCCCGAGGGGACCUACUACAACCCGGGGGUCCCCGAGGGCGUCCCCCUCUUCAACGACUACAGCCCCCGGGAGCCCCCCGCGCGGGUCCCGGUCCUGCGGCCUCGGGAGUUCCAGCCCCGCCCGCUGAGACCCCACACCAGGCCCUACGGCGGGUUCGAGGGCCUCCGGGCCGAGGAGUGCGGCAUCCUGAACGGCUGUGAGAACGGCCGCUGCGUGAGGGUCCGCGAGGGCUACACCUGCGACUGCUUCGACGGCUACGAGCUGGACCUCAACAAGAUGGCCUGCAUCGACAUCAACGAGUGCGAGGACAUCAGCGACAGCGUGGCCUUGUGUCAGAACGCCCGCUGCUCCAACACGGAGGGCUCCUACAAGUGCAGCUGUCUAGCCGGCUUCGUGGCCUCCGCCAAGCCCCACGAGUGCAUCCCCGAGAUCCCCCAGGAGGUGGCCAGCGAGGCCGGGUAGUGGGGCGGGAGGCUGGGGGGAGCUGGGCCGGGGUCGCUGGCUCCUCCACGCACCCUCUGGAGACGGCCCUUCCUUCUGCUCCCCAGAGGGCUGCGGAGACGCCCAUGCUUCUGACCCCUUGAUAGCACGCACACACACACAGAUGCUCAUACACAUACACACACACGGACACACCCCCACACACACACACACACACACACACACAAACACACACAUGCGGGCACACACGCACACAUACAGCAAAGACACACACACACACGCAAACGCACAUAUGCGCACACACACAUACACACACACAUGCACAUACAGAACAGACACACACAAACACUUACACAUGCACGCAAAUAUGCGCGCAAACAUACAUACACACACACACAUGUAUGUGACUAAUGCAUACGAAACAUAUACAUGAAUAAAGCCCAAACACGCAAACACAGAGAAAAACAGCGCACAUGUACCUAUGCAUACAAAACGCAUCAUAUCCACGCUCCCUACAUACACGCAAGAGCACCGGGAACUGUUCAGUGAAUGUAUCACACGGGAUUCAACACUUUCCAGAUUUGCAUUUGCCUAAAGGGAAUUUGUAGACUGUUCUUUCCUCUUAUUUUUUCUCGUUUGUUUAGUGACCCCAGUCAGUGCAAAUUCAUUUUCUUUCUGCAUUACUUUCUCACAUUCUUUUUGAUACAUUAUUUAUUUCUCAUAACUAGAUGACGGGCCGCUGUGAGCCGGAAGCGCAGACCUUCUCAGAGGCCAUACUUAAAUGCCCUUGUUGUUUCUGUGUGGCCAUUUGACUUUGGGAGGUUGUUUGAAUGUCUUUCGUUAAAAAAGCAACAACUUUAAAUAUGAGUAAAACCAUUGUUAUAUCAACACAUAGGCAAUACGAACAUUGAAAGUCUUACCGUUAACAUAAUUUUUUUAACCAAUAGUUUCUUAAUGUACAUUCACAUCAAAUAUUUUGUAUUGCAAUCGCUAAGCUACUUGUGGACCUAAAAAGGCUGUGGAUGUAUAUGAUGAUCAAUGUAAACUUAAGUGAAGGAUGUGAUUCACACGCUCUGAAACACCAUAUUUUAGUAACUGACUUAACAUUCUUCCAAUAUUUUAGUGCACUGGUAGAGUUUUGACUCCAAUUUUCUUAUCAAAGUAACCGAUUUUUACAGAACCAAUAUACAGUAUAUCUUAAUUUGAUGUUACUUAACUUAUUAUUUGAGAUCUGGGCUACCUUUGUCAUUGUAAAUGGUUAAUUAACGACAGCUUUUUAAAUAAAAGUAUAGGUCAAACAAGAUCUGGCGUUGAAUGCAAAAACCUUUCUUACAAACCAGGCGUGUGAACGCAAGCUUAAACAAGAACAACGCCACUCUGCAUUCAUUCAACAUUGAAUGAAUCUCAAGUUUCAAAAUGGAGACCAUUCCCAUCUCUGAGUGAGUCUAGAGGCCAGGUUCUGAUUAUGGGGAGGUUAUGGAUAUAUUGUACAGAUCUAGUACUAUGUAUUAUUUGUGUUAUAUAUUCCACUAGGUAUUUAGUACAAGCAAUAUUUUUUGUUUGACAUAAAAGAAGAAAAUGAAAAAAAAAAAAGACAUUUAUAGCUAUGUAGAUUUAUAUAUUUCUGUACAAAUGUUUUUUAAACAUGUUUUUAUGCGUGAGGAAAGUGGUUGACACUGUACCAGAGGAGGUGUGUGUAUCCUGCCCUGUGGAGCAGACAUUGAAAUGUAAUUUUUACAAAGUGCCAGCCUUAGUUCCUGAUCACCGACUGCCUGCAUUCAAUGCAUUGAGUUGUUUUGGCCAAACGCAAGCCUUUUCUCUGCAGGGACGACUAUGUCCAAAUCAUUUCCCCAGAAGGUUCCUAUGCCAUGAAUGUAUCACCAUGCCAAUAUACGCAUUCAUUUGAUUUUUUUGGUAUCUUACAAUAGUUAUUAGUUUCAGCUUGCGGUUAAUGGCCUUAUCCUUUUAGAGGACAGAACUUCUUGUACUCGUGCAUAAAACCCUCAUGUUCACAUACAAGCACACAUGUACGCCUUUAACCUGCAUUGAAGAAAAAAGACUACAGUGGUGCAGAUGUUUUCACUGUGUGUGAACUCUUUGUGCUGUCCAAUGCAUCAUUCCACAUACCAAAUGUCUUCAAUAAAUUAGAAACACAAUGUUUUGGGCUUUGAGUAUUUAAAGCCUUAUAAACCGCAAAUAAGUUGAGAUCACGGUUGUGCUGUUGUACCACUUGACUGUAAUCACUACCAGUCAUCAAAUUAUUAAAAUAUGAUCAAA